UGUGAAGGUUAAUUUUGGAUUAAAACGGGGUUGGACUAAAAGCAGACACAAUGAGAGCUGAGCUAAGCUGUGCUCAGGCAGAAUCCAGCCCAAAGUGGUUUUUUUGCAGCAGGAACAUGGCCUAAUCCUCUUAUCCUUGGAGCUGGAGGUCCUGGACGAGUGGGAAUGGGAGGUUCCAUUCAAAGAGAGGAUUUGCUCUCUGAAUAAGAGGACUCAGGCUGGAAAUGCAAAUAGUCACCUCUUCUCUUGGUGGGUUUAUAAAGGGUUUAAAGCUGCAGGCUUUAAAUGAGGCAAAUCUCAUCCCCAUUUCACCCCUCCUGGACCUGGAGGAUCCUAAGAGCUUCACCAGCAACCACAAUUCUUUUUAAAACUCUUUUUCUUUUUAAAAAAUCAUUUCAGAGUCGUUGGAUUUUGUCAACCACGAUCCACCACGAUGAGGGAAAAUGGUCAACCACAACCAGAGAUCACAUUUUUGCUUAAUUUUUUGUUUAAAAUUUUUGGGUUUUGUUUAAAACUCCUGAAGUCUCUUCCAUGCUGCUGGAUUUCUCCUCUCAGCUCUCUGGCUCCUGGAAUGAAAUGCACUUAAUCAGGAGACUGAUUAAGUUCAUUAUGGUUAAAAAAGACCUUCCAGAUCAUCAAAAUGAUCUGAAAUAUUGCAGUGAAAUUUGAUAUUAUCUAUAACAGCUCAGGUCUCCCCAAGGACUCACACAAAGGUCCCUCCUGGAGCCCUUGACUGUUGAUUUUUCAGUGUAAACACCAAAGGAAAUGCAACAUUUGGGGUUUCUGCCCCACUGUGUGCAUGGCUGACACUCUGUGGCUGUCAAAAAAAUGAUCCUCGUUGUUUUCUUUGGAAUCCUGGAAUGGUUGAAGUUGGAAAAACUCUCAGAUCAGCGAGUUCAACCAUUAACCCAGCACUUCUGUAGAUGUGGUGCUCAUUCUCAGAAAAAAUGAAUGGAAUUUAAUGUUUUUCAGCAUUCCCUGUGCAGCCCAGCAUUCCCAGACCUUGUGGGAUUCAGCACUCUCACACUCCUCUGGAUAAAUAAACCACAGAAUCCCCUAAAAUACUGCACCAUUCAGUUUGUUGCAGCAACAAAUGAUGCUUUUAGACAUGGAAUAUUUGCUGUGUUGCUGGAUAACAGAGUUUAUUAAUGAGAUUAACAGAGUUUAUUAAUCCUGUAGAAGUUUGGAUUGAUUAAACUCAGUGUGGGCUGAGAUAUGGCUGCGUAGUAGAAAUUAAUGUCCAAAGAAUUUUAAUUGUCAGGAAAGAAUUUCAUUUGGUGUAUUAAGAACUAAGCAUGUAAAAAAAAAUAUAAUGUUGGGGGAGGAAAAUAGAAAAAAAAAAAAGUAUAUUAUUUUUGUAUUGUGGCUGUUUUGAGUAUAAUGAGACCCUUUGGGGAACUUUCUACUUAAAAUGCACUUUUAAUGUUUCUCCCUUGCUGCCAGAGGGGCUUGGCGAGGUCUCCACCUGAUAUAUUGUGAGUGGUAACAAACUCUUGAGAUGGAUUUUUGAAAUCUCCAGACCUCUGACCAGACUUGAAGUGAUGACACAAAGGUAACAAUAAAACCACUUGAGAGACAUUUAAUGGGACACUUUAAAUGAAAUCCCCGGGGUUGGUAAUGGCAGCUGAGCGUGUUCUUGCCAUUUUCCCAUUUAACAAGAAGAAAAGGCCAAACAAGGAGCAAUUAGUCAGAAUAAAAUCAGCUUUGAUGACAUUUUCCCUCCUGAACUCUGGUAUAAAAUGGUCACCUGAGGAAGAACUGAAAGGAUGUGUGAGGAAUUUGGAUGCAGAGCUGCAUGUUCAUACACAGAGUGCUGGGUGAAAAAUGAGCAGGUAAAGCCACCGCGGGGUUCUUGGCACACAGGUUCCUCUCUCUUCGUAUUUUCCUUGAUUUUGGUCUGAAAUUUCAUUAAUCUCAGCUUUUCUUUGAAGUCUAUGCAGGCUAAACUUGGUUUUCAUCCUGUGGAUCUCCAUGACCUUGGUGGGCUUGGGUUUCCCAGUUGGCCCUUCCAUGAGCACCAACCCUUUUUAUCUGACCUGCCAGCUGUAUGGGAAAUGGGAUUCGUGCCUGGUGCUGCUGAGCAGCUGCCUCUCCAAGGUGGGCAGGGAUGAGGAGCUGCCUCUUGGGAAGCCUCUCCUGGAGCCCCCUCUCCACAAAAGGUCCUUCCGCAACGGCGUCGGAGCGGGAAUUAAAAAAACUUCCUUCCGAAGGGCAAAAUCCUGAGCAAAUGCCCCAAAACCCGGCCCAGGUUUUGACAUCUGAUGUUUCAGUCGUCGCUUCGAGUUCCUUUUGAUGCUUUUUCUCUGACAAAGUCCCCAGAUGUCGAUUUCCGAGCGGAUGGGAGCGCUCGGGAAGGGCUUUGUUCCCAAAGUUACGGUAGCAUAAAGUUUUGUCUCGAAAUGAAUGUUUUCAUUUGCUUGAUUUCCCUCCUUUGUCAGGCUGCAGAUUUUAAUCAAGUCGCUCUUUGAUUGAUACAAAGAUAAUCCUGUGCUUUUGAGGAGAUGUGUGCGCGCACAGCCUGUGGGGAGGACGGAGUAUUCCCAAAAUCCUUCCUCUCUGCCAGGCACGAGGCGUUCCUGUGCUUUCCCCUCCCAAAUCACAUUGACCUGGUGACAGCUGGUAAUUUUAAUACAGAUUUAAAGUACAUUUCAUUUCAGGUCUCCAAUGAUAUGGAGGGCCACCGGUGAAAGAAUCAGGCCCUACUUGUAACUCACUCUGCCUUUUCAAUAUAGUUAUUUAAAAUGACUUUGGCAGGAAAUCGUCUCCAGAGAUCUCUCAUCUCAUAUCCAGGAGAGUCCUGGGAAGUCACUCUAAGGCAGGGAAUCAGCACCGCUCCCCAUCCCUCAAUUAAUUGACUUAGGUAGGCAACACCCAGCUGAUGAAAUGUGCCAAAUCUGGGAGGUUUUUUUUUUUAAUUUC
Parus major (Great Tit) is the source of this 2919-nucleotide messenger RNA. RefSeq names its product neuropeptide S (gene NPS). Gene Ontology annotation, biological process: positive regulation of action potential; positive regulation of synaptic transmission, GABAergic; neuropeptide signaling pathway. Gene Ontology annotation, cellular component: extracellular region. Bases 1972 to 2223 code for a protein of 83 amino acids. NCBI's taxonomy places the organism in Eukaryota, Metazoa, Chordata, Aves, Passeriformes, Paridae. The transcript has 2 exons. The record is from RefSeq and is a predicted model, not a curated record.